AUGCAGAAUACGUCGCUGCAAGUGCUCGAGAUCAUGGUGGACGAGUUCGCCAAGCGGGGCAUCCUCGUGUUGCUGGACCUGCACUGCCUUUCCACCAAAGGCACCAACGCCUCGCCCGUUUUUUUUGACUCGAGCCACACCGUUGCCCAGGCGCUCCAGGGCUGGGGGAAGCUCGCGCGGAGUUUCGGCGCGAAAAAAAACGUGCUCGGGGGGGACGUUUUCAACGAGCCCUUGGCCCCAAGAGCUAAAGGCGCUGCCCGCGUGGCGUCGAUCAACGCCGAGCGGGCAAAGAAGCGACAUUGCUGGGCGUCGCCAGACACAUCGGAGCUCUGCGCGUUCGGCAAGGACCUCAUGCAGCUGGCCGCGAGCAGCUGCUCGAGCGGAGCCGGCCGCCUCGAUUCGCACGCCGCCGGCGAGGAGGAGGGAGCAGCCAAAGAGCAAGAGGCCAUCGACCGCGGCCCUGACGUGUCACCGGUGACGCUCGAGCGUGCCACCGAAUGCUCAGGGUCCGAAUUCUGUCCGGAGUUCUCGCCCGAGAUCUCGUCGGUCGGCUCGGCCGGCUCGGGAUCUCCGGCUGCCUUGUUCGCGCGUUUGCUGAGCCUUGGCCUCCUUUUUGGAGGCAUCGCUCAUGACGCGGGCGACGAGAGCAGCAGCGCGCGUGAAGUCCACCUUGAGCGCUCGGCCGCCACGUCGCCAACAGCGAGCGGCAGCGCCGCUGCGGACCCCACACGGAUUUUCGCGCGCAGGCCCAGCGGCUUCUUGCGCGAGCGACGACUUCCUCUCGCGCGAACUCACCACAGUCAGCAAGAGUCGCCGUACACACCGGUGCGCGGGGAGUCGCCCAAAGUGGCUAGGGCACCCAAAUGA
Emiliania huxleyi CCMP1516 is the source of this 867-nucleotide messenger RNA. RefSeq lists its product as hypothetical. NCBI's taxonomy places the organism in Eukaryota, Haptophyta, Isochrysidales, Noelaerhabdaceae. The coding region runs from base 1 to 867 and encodes 288 amino acids. The record is from RefSeq and is a predicted model, not a curated record. The transcript has 3 exons.